Molecule: messenger RNA, 6744 nt
Organism: Lagopus muta (rock ptarmigan)
Lineage: Eukaryota; Metazoa; Chordata; Aves; Galliformes; Phasianidae
Product: C-C chemokine receptor type 5-like
Exons: 2
Coding region: 3571-4641 (356 amino acids)
Biological process (GO): G protein-coupled receptor signaling pathway; chemotaxis; inflammatory response
Cellular component (GO): cytoplasm; membrane
Molecular function (GO): C-C chemokine receptor activity
Source: RefSeq, a predicted model, not a curated record
CAUUUAGCAGUUGUUUAGGUACUUCAGUGACUGAGGUGAAAAAUACUUGUGGAAUCUUGCUAGAGAACUUUACAUUAAAAAACAACUUGGGGAAAAGAACAGGGUAUGUUAAAAGGAAUAUCCUGCUUUUAAAGGACAGAACCACUAGAAGAGUUGAGCAGGGGAACCAGAUAAACAAAGGAAGGUUGACUGGGAUAAGAAAUGUAAAGGAAUAUGGCUCUUUGAUAAACAGAUUACACAUUUUUUUUUUCCUCUGAAUAUGAUACAUUAUGAUAGAAAUUUGGAUUUUAAAUCUGUGACUCCGAAGAUGAAGCAACUCAUUUGAAGAGUACUUAUUCUCUUACAGAAUGACUACAGAAAAUCUGAUAUGUUUUAAAUGCUUUAUCUCAAGGAAUCUGUUUACAUGUGGUGUAGCUUAGCAUUUUACUGCCAUUUGCUGCAACCCAGUCAGUUAAUUCAGUGAAGCAUUCUAGUCAGUGGCCAUCGCUGUUGCCUAACACGGUGAGUCUACAGAAUAGAGCACAGAAACACUUGGUGGUUUGUUUUCCUAUUUUCUAAGAUUAGCUUAUAUAGCUUAUGUCGUUAGCAUAUGCUGGGUGCUAUACUCAAUUCAGGGCAAUAAGUACUUCUGCAGAGAAAGGCUUCUUAAGAAAAGACUGGACUCAGCAGAAACACUCAGAGGAAAGAUUGCACUUUGAAAGUGAGGCUGAAAGGAAUAAGACAGAGGGAAGAUGGAGUUCUCAUUCCAAGAAGGCAGAGAAAGAAAAAAGGAAGGAACAAACUGAGAAGACCGUUAGCAAAAAGAAGGGUCUGUCAUGAACGGGAUUGCUGCAGUAAUAACAAGGCAGACUUUGCAGUGUUAGCAUGAAUCCUAUCAGUCAAUUGCAUACUCAUAAAAUCUCACUCUGUGUUUAUGACCCAGUCACUUGUCAUAGCCCUGUUUGUGCUUCAGCAUCAUGCAAGUGCAAAAUGACCAAGACACAGAGCUAAGAGGCUAAGAAAUAACCCUCACAAGUACUGAUAGUGCCGUAGAUGUGGUUAGUGGCCUUCUACCUGCUUUGUGGUUGCAACUGUUCUUCUGGGCUGUGGUUUCAAACCCUUCCACCAUGGGUAAAUAAUUAUAAGAUGCUUGCUUCUGCCCAGUGGGACGAUCUUGUCAUUUUCAACAACUACUGAUGCUCUUACCAGUUUCUAGUUAGACUAGCAAGGAGGGUCAAACUGGUCUCAGCCCCAGCACACAGGGCCUGGCUGGUUCUGCAUCCAGCUCCUCAUCCCAUAAUCUCAGUGCACAGUGCAGCUGACUGGGAAAUUGCAAAUAGGGAUACUUAGCUACGAGCAGCACCGUCAGGACAUGAAAAAGCUGAAAGUAAUCUUGAAUAUUUGCGCAGUUCACAAAUCUUGGCAUGCUUUUAAAAUAAAAAAGUUAAUGUUUUGGAUCAAUAACUCCUUUUUGAAGGUGCUUUUUUGUCUAACAGACUUGUUGAGAGUAAUUAAAAAAUAUAAACACUUAAGUACUUUCAAACAACUUACUGUCAAUACACCUGAGCCACAGCCACUUCCGUUACUGCGAUCUCAGUAUUGUAAUGACUAUGUAGUAAGAACAGCUGUGGAAAAAAUUGUUUCAAAGAGGUCACCAGAGCUUCCUUAAAAUCAGACUUUGAGGGUUCUGACAGCACUUAUUUUCUACCCAGGAAACUAUAUCUAGGUAAGCCUUAGACACAACUGUUAAGACUCGACAAUUUUCUCUUAAUUCUUCUUCUCCAGAAGAAAAUGUUACGCCAAACUCUACAUACCAAAGUAAUACCUCAGUAUGAACAUUCUCACCAUUGUAUGCUGGGAACAGAGACAACACUGCCCGAGGAAUAAAAUGGGAAAGGAGUGGAAAAAAGGUUUGCAAGUGCAGUAUCUCCUUUUGUUUGAAGGUGCAGAUUUUGCUCCAAGCAUGCUCUCUCAGUUUUGGACAGAUUCAUAUUGGCACUAUGCUGUAAAAUAAUCUCCACAAGGUUUUGAGGAGCUCAGGAGAGACCCAGAUCCUCAUUUUAAAGGUCACUGGAAAGUGGUCAAAGGCCUACCGAGCAGUCUCUUCUCAAGACUUAGUUUAAGAUUAGUUAAAUUUCACAAUCGAAAAUUAAGAUGAGGAACAUUAGCUUUUCAGUGAUCUGUUUUUACAGCAGAAAAUACAUCUUUAACCCAAACAAUUACGUCUAGACACAAGGAGAUGCUUCAGUGAUUUCACAUGCUGUAACUCAGAAUGGACCACUGAGAGCUUCUACGAGAAAGGAGACCAGUGGAUGGCUCCAAUGUCACUCUAAUCACCGGUUGAGUUUCUUCAGCUCAAUUUAGUCUUGCAGAACUCAAGUGCAGAAACAAAAGCGAUGGCUUUCAGUGCAGUUUCUGCAAAAGACAUCUGCAGUGAGAGAGGACAGACCUUCCCAUUGAAAAAGAAAUGCACAGCAGGGUUCAAAACAGGAAAGGAGUGAUGACUGCUGAGUUAUCCGAGUGGUCACACAGCAAGCUGGGGCAGACACAGUGUCUGAAGCUUUCUGUGUUGUGAGCAGUCUGCUGCCUUGACGAGAGAGCCACAACAGUGCAAUGCUUUGUAAAAGUAGUUGUCAGGAUACAGGAUAAAAAACAGCAGCCACUUUCCCCAACAGCAAGUAGCUCUAUAGUGGCUACCAAAGCAUCAAGCAUCAUUUCACUUCCCCAUCAAGUGAUUGGGAAGCACUGACACCUAUCAUUGGGUCCUUCUGACACCUGUCUUCACAAAAUCCUCUUCCCUGCUUCUCACAGCUGUGCAGGAAUUCUGUAGACUUCUCCAGGAGCCUGUGCAAAGACACUUCUCAGAGACCAAGUUACAGACAGCUAUGCUCUGCAUAUGGGUAUUCAUCUGGCAGAUUCUUGGUCCUAACCACAGGAGUGGCACCCACAUCUCAAAUCCUUUGACUUCCUGACACCACACACAAACAGGGACAGAGUAUAAGGGCAACCGUUGCACUGCUUUAGUUUCUAUGUCAUCUCACUGGAAACAGUAACAAGAACAGGAUGAAGAAAGAUAUGCAAACAACAAAUAUACAUCCACAAUAUUUAGCUCACCCUCACAAUGACAGCCAUAUCAGCUGUUCACCUAGGUGCAACCUCAAACACUCAUCUGAAUUUUGGAGCAACUGAGUAAUGUCUGAUUAACAGAAAAAAACAAUCAAAACUUCUUUAAUCCUGAGCCCUGUGGAGGUGUUUCACUUGUCAGGAAGAUUCUACAUUAGAUACAUGUAGUAUAGGCCAAGCUGAUAGCAAGUGAAACCCUUUAUGCCAUUUGGACAGGUGUUUGCCUACCUGUUCCUUCCAUUGCAAUUAUCCCUGCAGGUCAUCAGCUGAACGUGUCCAGCACAGCACUCACAAGACAGGGCUGCACACAGCUUUUAUUCCAGAGCUACCUAAGGCCAGCCAUUUCCAUGGCCCCUGCCUGACCCAGACUCUGAAGAGGACGCAGCCUUUGCCAUCGGAACCCAGACCAACGCUACUGACUUGCUGCUCGCCAGCAGCCAUUACAGCACUUGAGCAGAUCAGCACACAAUGGAAAACUAUACCACUGACCUAGGUGACAUGGAUGUAACAACAAUGAUUGACUAUGGUGAUUCAGCACCAUGCAUGGGAACUGAGGAAAAGCACUUUGCAGCAAAUUUUCUGCCACCGCUUUACUCAUUGGUGGUGAUAUUUGGCUUCAUAGGCAACAUUCUUGUUAUCCUUAUCCUGGUAAAAUACAAGAAGUUGAAGAGUAUGACUGACAUCUACCUGCUCAAUCUGGCCAUUUCUGAUUUGCUUUUUAUAUUUUCUCUUCCUUUUUGGGCUUAUUAUGCUGCUCACGACUGGAUUUUUGGAGAAGCGCUGUGCCGGAUCCUCUCAGGCAUUUACCUCCUUGGCUUCUACAGCGGCAUCUUUUUCAUAAUCCUGCUGACCAUAGACAGGUAUCUGGCCAUAGUUCACGCAGUGUUUGCUUUAAAAGCUAGGACAGUUACCUACGGCAUCCUCACCAGCAUUGUCACGUGGGCUGUUGCUCUUUUUGCCUCUGUUCCUGGGAUAGUAUUUCACAAAACUCAACAGGAGAACAAACGGUGUACAUGCAGCGCUCAUUAUCCGCAGGAGCGGAGAGAUGAAUGGAAGCAAUUCCUGGCCUUAAAGAUGAACAUCCUAGGACUUGUUAUUCCUAUGAUAAUUAUGAUCUGCAGCUACACACAAAUCAUAAAGACAUUGCUCCAAUGUAGGAAUGAGAAGAAAAAUAAAGCCGUCAGGCUUAUAUUUAUCAUCAUGAUUGUAUACUUUUUUUUCUGGGCACCAUAUAACAUUUGUAUUCUCUUGCGUGAUUUUCAAGAUUCAUUUUCUUUCACUAGUUGUGAAACCAGUGGUCAACUGCACAAAGCAACCCAAGUGACCGAAACAAUUUCAAUGAUCCAUUGCUGUAUCAAUCCUGUCAUUUAUGCCUUUGCUGGAGAAAAGUUUAGGAAGUAUCUUCGUAGCUUUUUCCGAAAGCAAAUUGCAUCCCACUUCUCUAAAUAUUGCCCAGUUUUCUAUGCCGACACAGCUGAACGGGCCAGCUCCACCUACACACAGUCCACUGGAGAGCAAGAAGUUUCUGCUGCACUGUAGGUUGUGCCUAACAAAAAAAAAAAAGUGGAAUUGACUUUUUUGAAAUCAAGUCUAUGACGAAAGCCUGGAGAAUCUCUUCUGGACACUGUCUCUAAUGCAUCUGCACAAGGUCAUGGCACACAGCUAGCAAAGCUUUUAUUUGCUCAUAACAGCACGGAAUUGUACAUAAAUGAAAUGGAUGUACCAAAUUAGCUAUGGAGAUGUGGUAACAGAAUUCUGUGGCAAACAAAAAGGAAAAAAAAGCUUUUUUUUUGGUGGAAGUAGAAGCACAGUUACAUGCUACAGAGACUAGAAACAUACCUAAGCUGAGUCUAACCUAGCAGACUUAUAAACUGAUCUUCUAAAGUGACCUAGUGAUUAGAAAAUGAUAUUGCUUCUUUGGAAACAUCUCUUCACUGUAUUUUACACAAGAUACUUCAUACAUUUAAACUCAGUCUCGGUCCCAUCCUUUAUUAGCGUGGCUGCAUAACUCUGUAAAUAAUGCUAAAUUACUGAGGUUUGUGAUGAAAAAGCUUUACAGUUGUUAUGGGAAAACUAUGCAUUUUGGGAAGACGCCAAUAUUCCAAGGCUUAUUUUCCUUUGUGCAUGGUUGGCUACUGGCCUUUCAGAUCUUCCUUCUAAUAAUUUAACAACAGUCUGAGCUACUAACUGUUGCCAUCUAAGUUAAUUAGGAGUUUGAUAUUUCAGAAUGCUCUUUUGAUAAACUGCAGUUUUAUAUGCUACUUGUAUUAACAACAAAUACGAUGGUCUGUCACUGAUCAGUAAAUCAAUGUGUUUGCAAUAUUUUAAAACUAAAGUACUAUACACAGAGCUUUAACCGUGUUAGAUCAAAUGCAGAUAAUAAGGCUUCUUCAGCUUCUUAGUGCAGUGAUUUUGUUUGCCAUUUUUCUAGCCUACAUAAAAUAACAACUUUAAAAUGCGAAAUUAAUGGAACUGUAAUGGCUGCAAAAACACCACAGCAUUAAAGGUGUGAAAAUGUUUGACCCAGAUCUUUUUGAAGAUAAGAAUAUGCUAUAGACAUUUUUCAAAACAAACACACGCACAAAAAAAGUAAAAGGAUUCACUAAUGCACAAAGCCAAAAACACACAGCAUCUCCCUCACUUCUGAAGAAGGCAUAAUUUGGGGGCAAUUGCUGCGCUUUUUUCUUCCUGCUUCGUGGAAGUUUCCUACAAUGCAAAAGCUUCCAUAAUUCUUCCAUAUUUAGCAAGACUGAUGCUCAACUAUAACUGGGCUUUCCAUUAAAGUUAGAUCUGACAGAGCACAUGAACACAGAGAACAUGAAAUAAGGGGGUACUCAGGUGAUUAAGGUCAUACUUUCGUCACAGUACAAACUGUUUUACAUCAAGUUUGCAUAGCAUUUCUAUCAUUUCUUAUAUUUCCCCUAAUACUUCUGGUUUUGGACAACUCUGGAGAUUCUGGAGGAAUAUAAAAGCGAGUAUUUUAAUGGCUGUUCUGAUCCAGUAGGGUAAUGUCUGUUUCCCAGGUGCCCUGGAUAGCCUUUUUUAAAAAAAUAAGUUUUUCAAAUAAACAGUUCCAAGUAUCAAAGAAAUUUUACAUUGCCAAGUGCUUGUGAAAGCAGGAAGUGAAAUAGGGAAAUAUUUGCUCAUCAGACCACUAUUUAUUGUGUUUUGUCACAUUAAGCACUACUUUUGGACUACUUCCACAUGGGAAACAUAACAAAACCAUAUUAUGCUUUCAGAAGUUUGGUUUUGUUUUCAGCUUCACAUUUUUAAGACACUGUGCAGCAAUUACUACUAUCAGUAUAACCAGAAAUUGGAUAAUUUCAGUAUGAAUAGACAAACAUCCGCAUUUCUUUUUUUAAAGAGAAAGGAAGCUACAUGCAGUAACAUAGGUAGGGUUGUUUGUGUAUGUUUUGUCUCUUCUACAUAACUCUUAUAAAAUGCUUUCAUAUUUUAUUCUGUUCUUGCUAAGAAUUUUGGGGGUUGGACUCGAUGAUCUCUGGAGGUCCCUUCCAACAAUUCUGUGAUUCUAUGAUUUCUAUUCAGAUCCUAAGAUACUUUGUCUUUAAGGAAUUACUUGCUCUAGAAGGCUUUGGUGCCAAGUGGGGUACUGACCAGCUCUGCAGGAGCAAUGCACAAUAA